AAUGGUUAUGGCAACGGAUGUCAUUUAAAAAAAAUCUGAACGUGCUUUGUUUUAUUAUGAGAGUCGUAAUUGGUUAUUUGUUUGGUCUUUAAAAUUUUAUUAAUUCCUUGAAACUAGCUUAAUUUUGCACGUUUCAUAUCAUCUUUCUAUUCUACAGCCGUUCAAAAGCGACAUUUGAAAAUUCUUUAUCAUACUCAUUAACCGAAGUGUAGCUGUUGCAUGUUAUCGAAUGGCCUAGCAUGGCUAAUGUUUGUCUGAAUAGCGGAAAGGAAAAUUUCUCAGGGCGAGGCCAGAUUGAAUUUAUGAAAUCAUCUAUUCUGUCAUCUCCAAAAUUCAUUAUUUAGAAGUGCUGAUUGUAUAUGAGUAGUAGUAGAUUAACGGAUUGUUUAUUGGAAUUUAACACGAACGGCUGUAGAGUUACUACGUUCGAUCAUUCUAUUUUACAUAAAUUGAGAAAAUUUUCUACAGUGUUUACUUGGGAUUAUUUUUUGUGAAUUUGAAAUUAUGGCCUGCGCUACAUUGAAAAGAAGUUAUGAAUGGGAUCCCCUCCAAAGUCCAAGUGGAAGAAGUCCUAAGCGACGAAGAUGUACUCCAGUCAUGGCUCCUUCGCCUAAAAUUUUCAAGAGUACAGUGGAAAAUCAAAGCCCUUUUGGAGAAGUCCCUUCGAAAUUAACUUCAGAACAGAUCGCUGAGAAUAUUAGAGAAGAAAUUAAAAAGCUUCAUAGAAGAAAGCAACUAAAAUUUGACGCUAGCGAUAGUUCCGAUAGUUCCAGUGGAACUCCAGCAGCUACCUCUUCUAGGGCCGAAGGAUCGGGUCUCAUGGCUUCAACCUGUCGGGAUCAACCUCUAUUCACUUUCCGACAAGUUGGUCUGAUUUGCGAACGCAUGAUAAAAGAUCGGGAAACUGAAAUCCAACUCGAAUAUGAUCGCAUCCUCAAUGCUAAGCUGGCCGAGCAGUACGACACUUUUGUCAAAUUCACGUAUGAUCAGAUACAGAAGCGAUACGAGAACUGCAUUCCCAGUUACCUCUCUUAAUUUCGAAUAGGAAUUUAUAUCUCUAAAGAAAGAUUGGUUAAACUCUUACUCUCCGUUACGACACUAAAUGUUCUCGUCAGUCGCGUUCAUUGAGUGUUAUACAGAAGUUAAAACCAAAAAAAUAAUAAUAAUAAUCUGAUAUGAAUUGUGAAGAUGUUCAUGCCAUGCUGUUUCUAAAAAACUAUAACUGAUAAACCUUAAAUACAAAAUUAUUUAUCUUUUUAUUUUUCUGUGUUGCAAUUGCUAUAACUUGUGUCUUCAAAAUUUGUCAGAAGUAUAUUUGAGUGUGUUUUUUUUGCGUGAAUGACUUAGUUCUUGCAAGACAGCAAUAAAUUGGAUUUCUGACAAGACCUUUCAUUGUAUUCGUCGUUAUUUUCUGUCAUUAUAUAUAUUUGAUAUUCUGGUUUCUUGAAUUUAUUUGAAUGUGCGAUUAUUUUGAUAAGACUAUAGAUGCUCUUAUUGAAAAGAUAAGCAGUAAAUUAGUAUGUAAUGCUUUGUUUGUUUCUAUACUCCUUUGUUUUAUAAAUAGUUAAUUUCCAAUAUAAUUCAAUGUUGUGAAGUAUAAAAAAAUACCAGUAAUUUGGGAAAACUAUGCAAUAUGUUAUAAGUGUUCUUGAAUACAUACUCAUUUUGUGUCUGUGUUGUUCAGUUUCUUAUUUAAAAGUGCCUCUUGACUGAAUUUAAACUUGAAUGCUUAAUUAUUUUUCUUAUACUCUUACUUAAAAUUGAUUCUAUCUCCUAAGAUUUACUUGAGGAAAUUUAUAUACUGUUUUACUUAUUUUGAUUAAUUCUUAAAUGUGCAGCCAAACAUAUUUGCUAUGUAAAUAAAUAUUCCUUCUUUUUUUCUUUUAUGUGUAAAGAAUUUCAGCAUAUUUCUUCAGUUUUACAACUGUCUAAUAUCAACUUUAGUGAUUAAUCUUACUAUUAUCACUUUUAGAGCUCAAAUGCUGUAGUAAAAAAAUGAUUUUAUUGAUUUUUCUUUUGAUUUGAUAUUACUUUCAAGCUAAGAAAUCAAAAGAUAUUUUUGUAUUUUUCUUAAUCUUGGAUGUUUUUGGUACAUUUUAAAUUGAAAUGAAAUAAGUGAUUUUGAAUUUAUUUAAAUUCUUGUUUUAUUUGAUAAAUAGAUAAAGGUUGAACCUUAUGUUGUCCAUGUCCUUGUGAAUACCUUAUUAUAUGUUUGUACUUUUUGAAUUGAUUUAGGUGGGGAAGUAAAUGUACUGUACUGUACUGUACUUGCUUUAAUUGAUACUGUGCUUCAGAUCUUUUUAAAGUAUCAGACAUGGAUGCCUUAAAAUUUAUAGUUUAGUGUUAGUGGAUAUGAAUUGCAGAAAUUUUAUACUUGUAUAUUGCAUUUCAGCCCAUACAUUAACCUAUGUCAAAUAAAGUGUCUGUUGUAUA
Molecule: messenger RNA, 2433 nt
Organism: Argiope bruennichi
Lineage: Eukaryota; Metazoa; Arthropoda; Arachnida; Araneae; Araneidae
Product: akirin-2-like
Exons: 1
Coding region: 505-1035 (176 amino acids)
Biological process (GO): positive regulation of innate immune response; positive regulation of transcription by RNA polymerase II
Cellular component (GO): nucleus; chromatin
Molecular function (GO): transcription coregulator activity
Source: RefSeq, a predicted model, not a curated record